CUAGAAAAAAAUUGAAAAGUACAGAAAUUUUUGUUAUGUCACAUUUUUUACUGUGAUAUUAUUUUUUUUUAUAUUUUUCCAAAUUUCGUUUUUAGUAAUUAUAAAUAAUGUUUGGGCGGCCGUCUACUGAGUGGUGAUGGUGGGAGGCUGCAGCGGCGGUAUGGAGGCCGACGAGCAGAAGAAGCUGAAUGACGACCUGGUGGUGUUCAUGAGGAAACGGAGCGAAACGGAGGCUCCUCGAUACACAGCCAGGCUCAAGACUUACGUGGACUUUCAGCAGAAGCGUCGCCGAGCGGCAGCCGCACGUCGCCACACUGAAUAUGCCCACGCCCACGACAGGCAUGUCGCAGCAAAGAAGAAACCUAAUAAUGAUAACGAGCUGCAAAGAGACAGGUCCGCGGAAAAUAAUGACAAUAGAGCUAUCGAGGAUGAUCGUUUAAGUAAAAGGCGAGGUGGAGAAAAGUUAACUCAUCGACCGCGUUCAUUGUCACGAUCCGAAGAGCCGGUUGACGCCUGCAGGAGACGUCGCCGCCGGUCCUGUCGACGCCGCCGCCGCAGCUGCCGCCGCCGCCGCCGCAGCUGCCGCCGCCGGCGCCGCCGCAGCUGCAGCCGUCGCCGCCGCAGACGCAGCUGCCGCCGCCGCCGCAGACGCUGCCGCCGCCGCCGCUAGAUGGCCCUACUUGUCACUGUCUAAAUUAUUCACAUGUUUUUAUAAUUGUUGUUUCGCUAUAACUCUUUGGUGUCAUACAUUUCCAUGUUUUGCUGUCAUCCGUUUCAUUUGAUUUGGGGACUUAAAUAAAAACCUGUUUUAAUAAAGCA
Messenger RNA from Danaus plexippus (monarch butterfly), 819 nucleotides. Its product is annotated as protamine-like. Lineage: Eukaryota; Metazoa; Arthropoda; Insecta; Lepidoptera; Nymphalidae. Bases 137 to 670 code for a protein of 177 amino acids. The transcript has 6 exons. The record is from RefSeq and is a predicted model, not a curated record.